GACUUGCUCUGCACCACCCUUUCACACCCGGCUGAAGGCGGCCCGCGCCCUGACCCCACCGCCAGGGGGCGCCCGCGGGACCCCCGGCGGGAGCGUGCACCACGUGGCCCGGAAACGUGCUGGGCGCCGGCGUUGAGGCGAGGCCCUGUGAGGUGGGCGGGUGACCUGGGCUCACAGAGACCCGCAAGGUACAGCUGGCCGCCGAGGGAGGCUGGGACUCCGUGGGAGACAGGGAAGGGGUAAGGCCGGCAGGGCAGGAGGCCCGGGCAGCGCAGGGUGCCAGCAUAGACGUGCUGCCCUGCCCUCUCAGAGGCGGCAUGUUGCCCUGGCCCUCUCGGCGGUGGGGCGCAGGCGAGGAGCAGGCGCCCGAGGAACACGGCCGCUCCGCAGGCACUGACCCCAGCCAGGCCUGGAACUCUGGAGAGGAAGCCCUGGGGGAGCCAGGAACAUCCCCACAGGACCGCCCUCAGCCCAGGUCCCCAAGGCCUUUCCAGAUCCGGAGAGAGCAGCUGCUGGCCGGGUCCCCCUCAGGCCUGGCUGCUGAGCAGUCCCCAGGAACCCCAGUUCCCCUUUCACCUCAGAUGGCCUGGGAGGUGGCCCCCUCAAGGAUGACCCUGCUGGCACCGUGGGACCCCAACUAUGAGGCUAAAGCAGGACCUCAGCUGGAGUGGGGGCCCAGCUGUGGGUCUGGCGCCUCCUUCUCAGGCCGGACCUUGUGUCAUCCCUCCUGGCCGCUGUACGAGGCAGCCUCAGGCAGGGGCUGCAGGCCCCUGGCUCCCACAACAGGACAUCAGAAUGGCGAGCAGGCGCCUAGGGGUGCAGGGUUCCCGGUGAUAUGCUGUGAAGAUGUCUUUCUUUUAGACCCUCUGCUUCCCUGGGGGCAGCGUGUUCCCCUGUACCUGUCUGAGGCCCCUCAACAGAUGAUGGGCUCUCUGAAGCUGCUGCUCCCACCCCCUAUCAUGUCGCCCUGGGUCCGCCCAGUCCAGUCCCCACGCUGCUCCACUGCCUGGCUCAGUGGGCCUGAGCUGAUCGCCCUCAGUGGCCUCUUGCAGAUGAGCCAGGGGGAGCCAAGACCCAGCUCCUCCGGCCCCCCAAGGGCUCCCCCACCCCCUGCUAGUCCCCCAGACCCUGUCUCUGAUCAGCCAGGCCCCAGUGGCUGCCCUAGCUGUUCUCACUGCACUGACCCAUCUCUCCCAUGGACCCCAGGCACCCAUUAACCAUAGCCACUUGUGGGAACCAUGGGCUCCCUACUCUUCCAAGCAGGUUUCUAUUAAUAAAAGUGUUGGUUUGCAAA
This is a messenger RNA of Hipposideros armiger (great roundleaf bat), 1294 nucleotides long. RefSeq names its product Sin3A associated protein 25 (gene SAP25). Gene Ontology annotation, cellular component: cytoplasm; nucleus. The transcript has 6 exons. Gene Ontology annotation, biological process: regulation of DNA-templated transcription. NCBI's taxonomy places the organism in Eukaryota, Metazoa, Chordata, Mammalia, Chiroptera, Hipposideridae. The record is from RefSeq and is a predicted model, not a curated record. Bases 318 to 1217 code for a protein of 299 amino acids.